Molecule: messenger RNA, 373 nt
Organism: Opisthocomus hoazin
Lineage: Eukaryota; Metazoa; Chordata; Aves; Opisthocomiformes; Opisthocomidae
Source: RefSeq, a predicted model, not a curated record
AUGCACACUUUCAAAACCGUGAAAUACAACAGAAUAUCAGCUGAAGUAUCAUCACACAAAAAAGAUCACGAAAGCGACUACAAGGGCCAAAAAUUAGCAGAACAGAUUUUUCAAGGAAUCAUUCUUGUCUCUGCAAUAAUUGGCUUUAUCUAUGGAUACAUCACUGAACAGUUCGGCUGGACUGUCUACAUAGUUAUGGCUGGGUUUGCUUUAUCGUGUUUGCUAACGCUCCCUCCAUGGCCUAUGUACCGCCGCAAUCCUCUGAAGUGGCUGCCUGUCCAGGAGUCGGGAACAGAAGAAAAGAAGCCAGCAGACAGAAAGCCAAAGAGACACGCUAAAAGCUAAAAAAUGUAGUUUUUCAUGCUGUACUUUG